Molecule: messenger RNA, 2036 nt
Organism: Alosa alosa (allis shad)
Lineage: Eukaryota; Metazoa; Chordata; Actinopteri; Clupeiformes; Clupeidae
Product: golgin subfamily A member 6-like protein 22
Exons: 3
Coding region: 141-1730 (529 amino acids)
Source: RefSeq, a predicted model, not a curated record
AAACUAACAAGAUAAGACACAUUUGUGUUUGCUCUGAAAAACAGAAAGCUUCUUUGAGAGUGCACAGACUUCAUACAGUAGGCCAAGCAUUCAUUUUAAACUGCUGAAUCCAAGCAGCUCACAGUAUAUGAUUCAAGUCCAUGCAGAAAAUGGAGAAGAUGGAGAGGACUAUCAGAACAAAGAGGGAGAGGGAGAUGGAGGAAAAAGAUGAAAUAAAACAGGUAAAGAAAGAGAAGGUGCCAGAUGAUUGGCUUGAAGAAAAGCCGCAAAAGACAGCAGAGGAAAGACUGCAAGAACAUAGAGAGAAACGUCAGAGGAGGUUGGAGGAGAUAGAGAAGAGGGAUGAAAAAGAGAAGGAAGCUAAACAAAAGGCUGAAAUGACCAAACUGUGGUUAAAUGACAAGGAGGGAUACCACAAAAAGAAAGAGGAAAUUGCGAGACAGAAAAUGAUGGAGCUCUGGACAUGGGGAGUCCUAGAUGACAGAGCAAUUGAUGAAACAAAUCAAGUAAAGAAAGAGCAGGUGCCAGAUGAUUGGCUGGAAGAAAAUCAGCAAAAGACAGCAGAGGAAAGACUGCAAGAACAUAGAGAGAAACGUCAGAGGAGGUUGGAGGAGAUGGAGAAGAAGGAAGCAAAAGAGAAAGAAGUACAACAAAAAGCUGGAAUAAUCAAACUUCUGCUAAAUGACGAGGAGGGAUACCAUGAAAAGAAAGAGGAGGAAAAAAGAAAAGAAAUGGAAAGACAGCAAAUGAUGGAGGUGCAGAAAGAGGAGGAGAGAAAAAAUGAAACAGAACAAGCAAAGAAAAAAGAGGAGCCAGAUAAUUGGCUUGAAGGCCUGAUGCAGAAGGCAACAGAGGAAAGACUGCGAGAACAUAGAGAGAAACGUCGGAAGAGGUUGCAGGAGAUCGAGAAGAACGAAGAAAAAGGAAGAAAAGUGGAACAUAAGACUGAAAUGAUCAAACUGUUGUUAAAUGACGAGGAGGGGUAUCACAAGAGGAAGGAAAAAUCUGAACGACAAGAAAUUGAUGAAAAGAGGGUUAUCAAAAGUAGGAGGCAGAAGUCGGAGAGAAAAUCUGAAACAAAUCAAGUAAAGAUAGAGGAAGUGCCGAACGAUUGGCUUGAAGAAAAGGCACUAAAAACAAGAGAGGAACGACUGCAAGAACAGAGAGAGAAACGUCAGAGGAGGUUGAAGGAGAUCGAGAAGAGGGAUGAAGAAGAAAGAAAAGUGAAACUAAAGACUAAAAUGGUCAAAAUAAUGUUAAAUGACACGCAGGGAUAUCACAAGAAAACAGAGGUAAUUGAAAUGCAGGAAAUGAUGGAAAACCAGACAUGUGGAAUCCUGGAUGACAAAACAAUACAUGAAAAGAGGGUUAUCAAAACUAAGAGGCAGAAAGAGGAGAAAAAAGAUGUAACGAAACAAGUACAGAAAGAACAGGUGCCAGAUGAUCAGCUUGAAGAAAAGCAGAAAAAGACAACUGAAGAAAUACUGGAAGAUGAUAGAGAGAAACGUCAAAGGAGGUUGGAGGAGAUCGAGGAGCAAAAAGAAAGAAAAGUAGAGCGAAAGGCUAAAAUGAUCAAACCAACAUUAAAUGGCAUGCAGGGAUGCCACACAAAAGAGGAAAUUGAGAGAAAGGACAUGAUGGAGACCCAGACAAGUGUCCAGAAGGACAAAAGUAUAAAGAGGAGAGUGAUUGGGUGGAUUAACAAAAAAAUCACUACCAUAAGAAAAUAAAAAGCCCACUUGUGAGGCAACAGGAGGAGGGAAACCAAGUGUAUCAGAAAUUGUCCCGAGUGGAAAGGGAACAGAGCAAGUGGAGGGACUGAAGACCGAGAACAGACGGCAUGAAAUGGAAGAGGCCUGGCAGUGGCAGAAAUGGGAGGCCAAAAGGGCUGAGGAAAAGGAGAGGACAAAGACAGAAAUGGGAGAGAGUAUGAAAGGAAGAGCUGGCCAUUUCCAGAACACUCUACUUCAUUUUAUUUCAUUUUAGCAUCAUCACAAUUUAUCACCGUCAUCACAUUCACAUUCACAAUCAUCACC